AUGACCCUGUUCCUUCGUUAUGUGAAAAUGCUGAUUGAUGGAGGCUACGACAGUCGCACUAAGCAGCAUGUUCGGCGGCAGAAGCGCGAAGCGGUCGAGUGCGAGGACUACGACCGGGCCGCGGAAUUAAAAGCUCUGGAACAGCAGCUGCAAGGCGCCAGGCAGCUUGAAGACGCCCACGCAUCGCGCGCAGCCGUGCGGCUGAUGGCAGACUCCGACAUGGAGGAGUCCGGCCGGGAGUGGUUCCAAAUCCUUAGGAAAGGACUUCUCCUCCAGCCCGUGAGCGACUGGACUGCAUUCUUGCCCGAAGUGCGCAUGGAUACGCCAUGGUAUUUCGGACUGCUCGCUGGAUCUUCGGAGGACCCCGGAGCCAGGAGGGAAGCGCUGCUAUCCUUCUACAUCGGCUACUCCACCUGGGAUGGACGGUGCCUCUUCCUUGAUCAACUUCCAGAAGGAGACGAGGACACCGAGAAGAUGUACCUUCAAAUUCUGGCAAGGAUCGCCCUUCGAAUUGGUUCUAGACGGCUGACUUGGAAGCGACGGUCCAUCCCCGAAUGGUACAAGACCGGUCCCCCCGAGAUUUCGGAGGGAUUGCUGGUUCUUCGAAUGGAUCGCCGGGCCAUGGAGUCCUACGCCGGCCGAGAGCCCCAGGACCUGGCGGGAGGAAAGGCCUUCCACCGAGCUUUCGUGGAAGAGCAGGUGCAGGAGUGCUUGGAUGAGCGCAGGUCGUCGCGACCCAACCUCCACAUCCGACUGGCGGACGCCGACUCCGACGCCGAGGUCAUGGCGCGGCUGGUGCGCGGACUUGCGAUCUACACGCAGGAGCCACCGGAAGCCGUUCGCUGCACCGCCCGCGACUACCUCGUUGAUGGUGGUGGCCCCACUCCACUCUACUACUGCCUGCUGAUUGACCACAUUGACAGCAGCACGGGCGAAAAGACAACCUGCGGCAUUGCAGUGGUCUACUUCGGCUACUACAUGAAAGAGGGUCGGUUCUUGUACUUGGAGGACCUCUAUGUUGAGGAAGCGUAUCGAAGCAAAGGAGCGGGGAGCACCACUUUAAGGGCCUUGGCCGACAUCGGGCUCCGGCUGGACUGUGCGGCGUUUUAUUGGCUGGCACUGGAAUGGAACAAGCCGGCACUCGAAAUGUACACCAAGAUUGCCGAGGUGCAAGAGGGACUGCAGGUGCACAGAUAUACGGAUGAGAAGCUAGCAGAGUUUGCGGAAGGAUUAUUGGCAUAG
Symbiodinium sp. CCMP2456 is the source of this 1242-nucleotide messenger RNA. The record is from the annotation of a GenBank genome assembly. NCBI's taxonomy places the organism in Eukaryota, Dinophyceae, Suessiales, Symbiodiniaceae.